Molecule: messenger RNA, 1818 nt
Organism: Cetraspora pellucida
Lineage: Eukaryota; Fungi; Glomeromycota; Glomeromycetes; Diversisporales; Gigasporaceae
Source: the annotation of a GenBank genome assembly
AUGUCAUCUGGACCGCACACACCCACUGAAGAUCUUAUGAGCGAUCCAAUCAAUACAACGCUCGAUCGUCUCACUGCAACAGAGGAUAUUGUGACAGAUCAUCACGACGAUCGUUAUAAUUCUGAAGACCGUCGACGUAGCAGAACUGACGAUGAAGACUUUAAAUAUCGGCGCAGAAAAAGCACUAGUCGAUCAUUAUCACCGCGUAGACGUUCUAGAUCUCCACGCCGUUCUCGGUCACCACGACGAGACCGUACAUCACCUAGACGUUCCCGCUCUCCACGAACACCACAAAGAGAUUCAUAUUCAUAUUCUGAACCUUAUCGUUCUUCAAUCCGUCGUACAUCGUCAUAUUAUGAAACUGAGAGGCAGGAGAGACGGGAUAGAGAAUCGGAAAGGGAUAGAAAUAAUAGUGGUACACGGGAGGCACAUCGUGAAAGGGAACGAGAAAGGAGGGAUGCACGUAGUCGGUCAAGGGAAAGAGAACCAAGGGAACGGAAUGUUAACUUACGUAAUAAUUUCAGACAAGAUAGGAAUUAUAAUCAAAGAAUAUCAGCUCGGGAAGUGGCAGGUAUGUCAAAGAAUAGUCCGAUGCCAUCAUCCAAUGGUCUACAAGCAAUAAAUGCCUCACAAAGAUCACAAAAAGAAUGCCGCGUUUAUGUUGGAAAUUUGGCUUAUGAAGUAAAAUGGGCUCAAUUAAAAGAUUUCAUGCGUCAAGCUGGUGAAGUUGUUUUUGCUGAUGUCUUGGUGCAACCUAAUGGCAUGUCUAAAGGAUGCGGUGUUGUUGAAUAUCGUACUCCAGAAGAUGCACGGAGAGCAAUAGAAACUCUUAAUGAUACUCAAUUACUCGGAAGACCUGUGUUUAUUCGCGAGGAUCGGGAGACUGAAGCAAAAUUUGGUACUGGAUUAAGCAUUAGGCCUGAUAGAUCAUUACCAGUUCACAAUAGUAAUAAUAGUCAUCAUGUUGCAAAUGUUGGUGGUAAUGCUGGUAGGCAAAUUUAUGUAGGCAACCUACCGUAUUCUGUUGGAUGGCAAGAAUUAAAAGAUCUUUUUAGAAAUGCUGGAAAUAUUAUUCGAGCUGAUAUACUCAUUGGUCAAGAUAGACGAUCUAAAGGGUCAGGGACUGUUCUUUUUGAGACACCAGGAGAUGCUGCAAAUGCGAUUUCUAUGUACGAUGGGUUCGAAUUGAAUGGUAGAAGGAUUGAAGUCCGUGAGGAUCGGUUUGCUGGAGGACCACCACCGCCAAGAUUUUCAACACGUCCAACUCGUCCUUAUGCGGGUCCGAGUCAUUAUGGUCAUAAUUCUGCAGGAGGAUUUUAUGGGCCACAAGCAGCUGCACCAGCAAGCUUUGGUUCGACUUACCAAUCUAUGGGACCUGGUCCAGACCAGUAUGAUGGAUACGGUGGCGGUUAUAAUGAUUUCAGCGCUGCAGGCGCAAAUAUGAUGGAUUAUAGCGGCGGUGGAUUUGGUGGAGGUUACAUUCCCCCAUACGGUGGUGCAGCAGUUGGAUAUGACGGGUCGGCGGGUUACUAUCCUACACCAGGAGCAUCGGUUGUAUUUGAGACUGCAGAAGAAAACAAUAUCUUGGUUUCUUCUUAUGUAUUGCUUCCGUUCACAACAACUAAUUUGGAUUUGAGAGAUCUCUUUAAACAUUGUAAUGUUUUAAGGGCCGAGAUUCUGGAGCAAAAUGGAAGACCAAAGGGUGCCGGUGUAGUGCAAUUCGAUUCAAACGAAUCUGCACGAUUUGCUGUUGAAAAAUUUAGUGGAUACACUUACGGGGGUCGUAUUAUUGACGUUAAUUUUGAUCGAUAUGCUUAA